Messenger RNA from Papaver somniferum (opium poppy), 4784 nucleotides. RefSeq lists its product as uncharacterized. Lineage: Eukaryota; Viridiplantae; Streptophyta; Magnoliopsida; Ranunculales; Papaveraceae. The transcript is spliced from 21 exons. Bases 285 to 4331 code for a protein of 1348 amino acids. The record is from RefSeq and is a predicted model, not a curated record. Gene Ontology annotation, molecular function: protein binding.
UACGGAAUGGAUCUGCAUUCAUUUAGUACUCCAUUAUUCUUCUAGUCUUACCUCUCUUUGAUCUUCUUCAGAGGAGUUGUAAAAAGAGUGAAGGGUUUUCGAUUUCUUCCUUGAAUUUCGUCUUCCUCCUCAUUCAAUCAGGAAAUGCGAACAAACCUAGACACAGAGAAAGAGGAGAUCCAACAAAAUUCUUUACAUUCUUUUUAGGUUUUCAAUUUUUCUGAUGAUUUAUGUCUCUCUCUCUACUUGAAAUCUGAAAUCAAAUUGAGAGAAGAGAAAAGAGAAUGUUGAAGUUGAGAGCAUUUAGACCAGCAAAUGAUAAGAUCGUUAAAAUUCAGCUUCAUCCUACCCAUCCAUGGCUUGUUACUGCUGAUGCUUCUGAUCACGUUGCUGUCUGGAAUUGGGAGCAUCGACAGGUAAUUUAUGAGUUAAAAGCAGGUGGAGUUGAUGAAAGGCGUUUGGUUGGAGCCAAAUUGGAGAAGCUGGCUGAGGGCGAAUCCGCAGAGUCUAAAGGAAAACCCACUGAGGCCAUUCGUGGAGGAAGUGUAAAGCAGGUAACCUUUUAUGAUGACGAUGUCCGAUUUUGGCAACUUUGGCGGAAUCGCUCUGCAGCUGCUGAGGCUCCAUCUUCUGUUAACCAACACUCCUCGUCUUUUAGUUCUCCUGCAUCGUCCACCAGAGGAAGGCAUUUUCUUGUCAUUUGCUGUGAGAAUAAAGCCAUAUUUUUGGAUUUGGUGACCAUGCGCGGCCGUGAUGUGCCAAAGCAGGAUCUUGAUAACAAGUCUCUUCUGUGUAUGGAGUUUCUGUCAAGAUCUGGUGCUGGUGAUGGACCUCUUGUUGCUUUUGGUGGAUCCGACGGUGUUAUUCGAGUUCUUUCAAUGAUAACAUGGAAGCUAGUCCGAAGGUACACUGGUGGUCAUAAAGGUUCCAUAUCUUGCUUGAUGACAUUCAUGACUCCUUCUGGUGAGGCGCUUUUGGUUUCUGGUGCUAGUGAUGGUUUACUUGUGCUAUGGAGUGCUGACCAUGGUCAAGACUCACGCGAACUUGUGCCCAAGCUAAGUUUGAAGGCACAUGAUGGUGGCGUUGUGUCUGUUGAGCUUUCUAGGGUGAUGGGGGGUUCGCCACAGCUGAUCACUAUUGGUGCAGAUAAGACAUUAGCAAUCUGGGAUACCAUCUCUUUUAAGGAGCUCAGGCGUAUUAAACCUGUCCCGAAACUUGCUUGCCAUAGUGUGGCAUCUUGGUGCCAUCCCCGAGCUCCCAACCUUGAUAUAUUGACUUGUGUCAAGGAUUCUCAUAUUUGGGCUAUUGAGCACCCUACAUAUUCUGCUUUGACGAGGCCGUUGUGUGAGCUUUCUUCUCUCGUUCCUCCUCAAUUGCUCGCAUCCACCAAGAAGCUUAGGGUUUACUGCAUGGUUGCACAUCCUUUGCAGCCCCAUCUUGUUGCAACUGGCACCAACAUUGGUGUUAUUCUUAGUGAGUUCGAUGCAAGAUCUCUUCCAGCUGUGGCUUCUUUACCAACACCAUCGGGAAGCAGAGAGCACUCUGCUGUGUACGUAGUUGGAAGGGAACUUAAGUUAUUGAACUUCCAGUUAUCAAACACAGCAAAUCCAUCUCCUGGUUCCUUAUCUGAAACAGGAAGAUCCAGAACUGAGUCAUUAGAGCAAUUACAUGUCAAGCAGUUGAAGAAGCACAUUAGUACACCUGUUCCUCAUGAUUCUUAUUCGGUUCUUUCUGUUAGCAGUUCAGGGAAGUAUCUUGCGAUUGUGUGGCCUGAUAUCCCUUAUUUUUCGGUUUACAAGGUUAAUGAUUGGUCAAUUGUUGAUUCGGGAACGGGAAGGCUUUUUGCAUGGGAUACUUGUAGUGACAGGUUUGCUUUGCUGGAGUCAGCGUUGCCUUCAAGACUACCAGUAAUUCCCAAACCAGGUUCCUCAAGAAAAGCGAAAGAAGCUGCUGCCGCUGCAGCGCAAGCAGCAGCAGCUGCUGCUUCUGCAGCUUCUUCUGCUACUGUCCAAGUGCGUAUCGUACUUGAUGAUGGAACAUCAAAUAUCUUAACAAGGUCUAUUGAUGGUCGCAGUGAACCGGUUAUUGGUCUUCAUGGAGGUGCAUUGCUUGGUGUUGCUUAUCGAACAUCACGCCGGAUUAGUGCUGUUGCUGCCACAGCAAUUUCAACACAGUCUAUGCCAUUGUCAGGCUUUGGUAAUAGUGGAAUUUCGUCCUUCACUACAUCUGAUGAUCCGUUUUCUUCAAACAAAUCAAGUGUUGCUGAAGCUGUCCCACAGAAUUUCCAGCUUUACAGUUGGGAAACUUUUCAGCCAGUCAGUGGCCUUCUUUCCCAGCCAGAAUGGACUGCAUGGGACCAAACUGUCGAAUAUUGUGCUUUUGCUUACCAGCAGUAUAUUGUGAUAUCUUCUCUGCGCCCUCAGUAUAGAUAUCUAGGGGACGUGGCAAUCCCCGGUGCUACUGGUGCUGUUUGGCAUCGGAGACAGCUGUUUGUGGCUACACCAACUACCAUUGAGUGCGUUUUUGUGGAUGCUGGAGUUGCACCUAUUGAUAUAGAAACAAAAAGGAGAAAAGAAGAGAUGAGAAUGAAAGAAGCACAGGCCAGAGCUGUUUCUGAGCAUGGAGAGUUAGCACUAAUCACUGUUGAUGGCCCACAAGCUGCUACAAAUGAAAGAAUCUCAUUGAGGCCCCCAAUGCUGCAGGUAGUGAGGUUAGCGUCGUUUCAGCAUGCGCCUUCUGUGCCACCGUUUUUAUCUUUGCCAAAGCAAUCUAAAGUAGAUGGAGAGGAUUCAGGUGUCCCAAAAGAUAUGGAAGACAGAAAGGUCAAUGAGAUUGCAGUCGGUGGUGGAGGGGUCUCUGUGGCUGUGACUCGUUUUCCUGCAGAACAGAAACGCCCAGUAGGACCACUUGUUGUUGUAGGUGUCAGGGAUGGAGUGCUUUGGCUCAUUGACAGGUACAUGCGUGCCCAUGCCUUGGCCCUAAGCCAUCCCGGUAUUCGUUGCCGAUGUCUUGCUGCCUACGGAGACGCUGUUAGUGCUGUGAAAUGGGCAAGUAGGCUUGGUAGGGAGCACCAUGAUGAUCUGGCACAAUUCAUGCUCGGCAUGGGUUAUGCCACUGAAGCACUUCACUUGCCUGGAAUUUCUAAAAGAUUGGAGUUUCAUCUCGCAAUGCAGAGCAAUGAUUUGAGAAGAGCUCUUCAAUGUCUUAUAACAAUGAGCAACAGCCGAGAAAUCGGACAAGAAAAUAUUGGCCUGAAUGUAUCUGAAAUUCUUAGUUUAACAGUUAAAAAUGAAAAUCUUGUGGAAGCAGUGCAAGGAAUAGUGAAAUUCGCAAAGGAGUUCUUGGAUUUGAUUGAUGCAGCAGAUGCUACUGCACAAUCUGAUAUUGCUCGUGAGGCUCUGAAGAGGUUAGCUGCUGCAUGUUCUGUGAAAGGUGCUGUACAUGGUCCUGAAUUGAGAGGCCUAGCCCUGCGUCUUGCAAAUCAUGGAGAGUUGACCAGGCUAAGUGGUUUGGUGAAUAAUCUGAUCACAUCAGGUCAAGGCCGCGAGGCGGCAUUUUCAGCUGCAGUCUUGGGUGACAAUGCACUCAUGGAAAAGGCAUGGCAGGACACAGGAAUGUUGGCAGAGGCUGUUCUCCAUGCCCAUGCACAUGGAAGACCGUCAUUAAGGAACUUAGCUCAGGAAUGGAACAAGAUGCUGCAGAAAGAACUCGAACAUAUCCCAACCACAAAAACGGAUGCUGCAGCUGCGUUUCUGUCUUCUCUCGAGGAACCCAAGCUUACAAGCUUGGCUGAAGCAGGGAAGAAACCACCAAUUGAAAUUCUUCCUCCGGGAAUGGCAUCUCUAUCUGCUGCACCAAUUACUAUUCAGAAGAAACCCACUGCUGCCGCUCUUGCUGCCACUGCUGCAGCUGCCUCUCAGGCAGCUUCCUUACAGCAGCCAAGCAAGCCACUGCUAUUAGAAGGUGGUGCUCCAGAUGCUGCCGUUCCACAAGAGGGUUAUCCUUCACCAGUUCAGCCAUCAGCCGAGCUUCCUGUAAGUGAUUCUUCAGUUGCCUCAGCACCUGCAGGUUCUGCCGUGGCUCCAGGAGUAGUUUCUUCUGGAGAGAGUGAUCAGAAUCCCGAUCCUGUUCCCGUUCCAGAAAAUACUAAUACUGGUAGUCCUAGUACUGCACCACCACCACCCGAAGCAAUUAGCACAAAUACAGAUGUGGAGCAACCUAUGACGGCCACUGCUGCUACCGCUUCCCAAUAUAUGGUAGAGGAGGACUUUAUGUGGGUUGUUCAUCCUACUACACCAUCGCCAGGACCUCAUGAACCUCCUCUUUCUUGAAUAGUGAGUUAUAAACAGCUAAUUAGCUGGGAAGAUUGGGUGGGCAGUUAAUUCUUUUAAAUUCAGAAUUUCAAUGCAUGUCGCCUUCUUCCCAUGACAGAUAUCAUUAGUAGAUCAGUAUUACUAUGGCUGGCGUUUAUUCCUUUUAGAGUGCUCUUCGAUCAAAUUAUACCAUGUUGUGUCUGUAAAUUUCUAUUCAUUGUAUUUGUUAUUAUUUGCAAUACAAUUUCCUGCUGUCUUAGUAUAGCAGAUAUGUAGUCUGCUGGUUGUAUUUUCUCUGUUUUGAGUAGAGUAUUGAGUCUGUUUUUGUUUUUCACUGUUGUUGUAUAUUUCAGACUCAGUGACAGUUGUAGAACUUAUUUUGGGCUCAAGUUUGUUGUAACCGUGUUCCUUUUCUUGUUUGCUUUUCACGAACGCCUGCAGUUUGAAUCUCAGAAACUUGUGUAUUUUUUU